AUAUUGGCACUUUUGCAACGAGUUUAACCACCCUGGUCGAAAAACUUGAUAUAGAUACAUACGCUAAAUUAUCCGGUGGUGAUAACUUAUUGAUUAUUUAUUUUUCAAGGCAGGUAUCUCUUGAAAAAGGGAUAACAUUCAUAGUAAAAUGUCCAGUAUGGGUGAUCAACGUGGGACUAGAGUGUACGUGGGCAAUCUGACUGACAAAGUUAAAAAGGACGAUCUCGAGGGAGAGUUCACAAAAUACGGCAAGCUGAAUUCAGUUUGGAUUGCAUUCAACCCCCCGGGCUUCGCCUUUGUGGAGUUUGAGCACCGCGACGAUGCCGAGAAGGCAUGCGACAUACUAAACGGCUCCGAACUGUUGGGUUCCCAGUUGCGUGUGGAGAUAUCCAAGGGCCGCCCGCGUCAAGGAAGGCGUGGUGGCGGCUCCGUGGAACGCGGACGACGCGGCGACUUCGGCCGGCACAGUGCGGCAGGCGGCAGUAGCAGCGGCGGCGGUGGCUUCAGACAGCGCGGAUCAAGCGGAUCCGGCGGCCGACAUACUGAGCGCAGCUACAGCUCAGGACGCUCCAGCUACAACGGCAGAGACGGUAGUAGCAGCGGCAGCUUCAAUCGCCGCGAGGUGUACGGCGGGGGGACGGGACAGCAGCCGCUAUAGCAGCGGCAGCAGCGCCAGCUACGGCCGUACCGGCGGACAAGGAGCUGGACGCUUCCGUUCCCGUUCGCCAGCUAUAUAUCCUCGAUUCUAAUAACAACAACACGACUCAUAGUUGCUUAAGGCUUACAUAUGAGUAAAGAUUAAUAAAUAAUAACUUAAGUGCGACCGUAAAACGUAGCCCCUCGAAAUAUUUAAAAUUGUAGCAUUUGAUCGUUUUCGAUCAACAAAAACCAUCAAACAAAAAACUGAUAGUCGUCGUUUCUUCAUUAUUUAUUUAACGAAUUGCGGGUAAUGUGUGUAUUCAUGACGCCCAUCAAAAUGACAAUUGCAAGCACCUAAAAUUUAAGUUAUUUAAAGUAGAGAACUUAGUAAGAAAAAGCCUACGUUAAGACUCGAACUACAUACGUCGAAACCAAAUUCUACAAGUACGCAAUUUUAAUAAAGGAAAUGCGUCAAAGUUUUUCGUAUACGUACACAAGCUUUCGCAAAUAAUUGGUCAAAAACUUAAAA
This is a messenger RNA of Drosophila kikkawai, 1168 nucleotides long. It is a transcript of the gene Rsf1, whose product is annotated as Repressor splicing factor 1. Gene Ontology annotation, molecular function: RNA binding. Lineage: Eukaryota; Metazoa; Arthropoda; Insecta; Diptera; Drosophilidae. The record is from RefSeq and is a predicted model, not a curated record.